This is a messenger RNA of Glossina fuscipes, 2514 nucleotides long. RefSeq lists its product as uncharacterized. Bases 148 to 2514 code for a protein of 788 amino acids. Lineage: Eukaryota; Metazoa; Arthropoda; Insecta; Diptera; Glossinidae. The record is from RefSeq and is a predicted model, not a curated record. The transcript is spliced from 5 exons.
CUCAACGAGUACUCUGGCAGUCGAGCAGAUUAUCAAUAAGUUUUGUGAAGCAAAAAAAAAAGAAAAAUUAUAAGAAAGAAGAAAAGGGUUAGGAGAAACUUUUAAAUUUAUUGAUUAUCGAAAGCUUCACCUUAGAAAUAUUUCAAAAUGCCUAAGCGCGCAGAGAAGACGCGAAUAUUUAAACCCGAGAUAAUUGAAAGAAAUAAAAAAAAAUUGGAAAAGGACGCCGACAAAGCCACAGAGGAGAAAGACUUGAGCUCGGACGAGCUUGACGAGUAUUACGAUAAGAGAAUUUUGAAAGGUUCACAAAUCGAUCAAAUAGACCGUCUACUUGUGGACAAUAGCCAAUCCUUAAUUUGGCGCGCCAGCCACUGCGCAUUUCCUGCAUUCAAUGUAACCUUGUGCCCCCAUGAUAAUCGAGAAGUGCUACCGUUAUAUCCCAGUUGCCAAGUGUCAGCACCACAUCCCAUAUAUGUGGCUAACAAACAAUGCGAAACAGUCGACUUAUGUCAUAAACGAUCUAUGACGCGUGAUUUUUACAGAAAGCGACUGUUAACCACGCGGACUACAUAUCAGAGAGCGGUGCAAAAUAAAAAACAAAUCAGAGCCGCUGAAAAGGAAGAAAUAUACCAUUGCUCCGCCUUUGAUAUGGCCGAGAGAGUAUUCUUGAAUCCUGAUCCAUAUUUUCAUGGAAGUUAUGAUUAUUAUUAUACCGGCGGUAAUCUCUGCAUUUUACCACAAACUCGUCAAAUAGUGCAUGUUACGGGCAAUAAUCUACAUACGUUGAAUCUUGGCAAACUAAGUAGAGAAAAGACCUCUGACGCGUCUAUGAAAAACUUGGCCACGUUAGAUCUGAAAGAAAAUACUGAAAUAUUUGAAGUCCAGUCACUGAGCCCUUCAACCAACAGUACCUAUUUAAAUCGUUUUAUCUGUAGACAACGCAAUGUUGUCUCCAUAUAUGGUGUUACGGACGAUUGUUCCAAAACGAAAACGCUAGCUUUAUUUAAAAACCAAAACACGCCGUUUAUUAGUGUAGCGCAAUCUAUGGGAAAUGUCGAUACAUUGCUAAUAUCCAACAUGAAGCAGCAUUUACGUCAAUAUGAUUUAAAGACAAGUGCACCAUUUUUGGUAAAACUGUACGAUGUAAAAUCGCAGAAAUCGGGAUGGCUUUGGAAUACCAUUAAGCCAUGGCGUGAAAAUACAUUCAUAUAUGCUAAUGAGAAGCAGUUGAGUUUAAUUGAUUUACGUACUCCGUCUGAUCAAUGGCCGGACAAUGUCAACAUCAAUCGAAAUGGAACUUGUAUUUGUGAUCAUAUCACGGCAUUAACAACCAGUGCUUUCGAUAAUCUAUUGUACGUGUGUACCAAUCAUGCUCUCCACUGUCUCGAUAUCAGAAAUUUUAAAACAAGUAGUCUUGUUAAUUCGCAAAACGCCGUUUGCCGUUGGACGCAUCAGUGUCAAUAUGCUCCGCUAAUGAUGGAAACAUACAAAGAUGAAAAUAAGGAAUAUAUAGCACUUUCUUCUCCCGUUUCGGGCGAUUUAUGCAUUUGCGAAAUGUCGCGCACGCCUAAUUCGGAAAUAUGUGAAUUGGCGCCUACAUCCGAAAAACCUGCAUUUAUAUAUAAAUCUUUCUGUUUGCCAUAUCAACCCCCCACUUUAAUGGAGGCUUAUAACAGUGCUCGCCUGCAGGGCAAUUGUCUUCAGCCAGAAGCUAAUCUCCACGCUCGUCUUCAAUGCUGCACGACGGGAUUAAAGUUUUAUGAUUUAGGGGCGAACGAUAGUUGUAAACGUAAAUAUUUGAUUUUUUCAAAUUCGAAUGGUGAUGUGUACGCUCAUACACUGAUCAAACGUGACAAGGUAGAAACUGAUGCUCGCACAACAAAAGUUAGCAAUGAAAUGAUGGGCAAAUAUGCAGAAAAUAUUUGUAGUUUUCAAUCAAUUCCUUUACAUUAUAGUGAUAUAGUUAAAUUAAAAGGAAUGCGUAAAAUAUUUCGUUGCGAAUUCUUAAGUAAUCCAUCAAAAUAUGAUUUCGAAACGACAAUAGACGCCAACAAUGAAGACGAAGUAGCAUUAAGACAAGAAGGCGUUAACAGUUCCGGCAAAAGAAAGCGAUUCCAUAUGGGCCGUUGGCAAAAAUCAUCAACUCAACUUCACUCCUACAAAGAUGCUUUGGUAGAAGACUUGUUAUCUAUUUGGGAUGUUGACAUGGAAGUGGAAGGAGAUGCUAUACAACUGAAGAAUUUGUCAGCUAAUCAAAGUAUGAAAGCUGAAACGAAAGUGAAUAAUUGGCUUAACGCUCAAACCGUUGAACACAUACCAAUGACUUCCAUAGCACCCAGCGAAGCUAUUAAAUACUUUCAAGACGACAGCAUUGUUAAUGAUCAAUUAUUCGAUUUAAGUCAAAGUCAGCAGAUCUUACGUGAUUUUGAAGAUGUACAUCAGUCUACACAAAUCGAUGAUUUGAACGCAUCAAAAAGUCGAAAAAAAUCAAAGAAGUAUACAAAAGGUUUCUAA